Molecule: messenger RNA, 1082 nt
Organism: Fusarium odoratissimum NRRL 54006
Lineage: Eukaryota; Fungi; Ascomycota; Sordariomycetes; Hypocreales; Nectriaceae
Product: aprataxin
Exons: 1
Coding region: 167-967 (266 amino acids)
Biological process (GO): double-strand break repair; single strand break repair
Cellular component (GO): nucleus
Molecular function (GO): single-stranded DNA binding; single-strand break-containing DNA binding; double-stranded RNA binding
Source: RefSeq, a predicted model, not a curated record
CCACAGUAUAAAACACCAACAUUAACGCCAACGCCAACAACUGGCAUCCUACAAACGUUUCCAAUAUUCUCACCUAAAAACAUGUCUCAUCAAGAUUCAGAGCCGGAGGAGGCCAUUACCAGGGAAGAGAUCCGUGGUGAAGAGCCUACAAAGAAGUCGACCCGCAAUGCAUGCAAGUCACACACUCAACUCGCUCGAAACAUUCUUACAAAUGACAGUCGCAGAACUCAUGGCCCCAAAGAGGAAAACACCGCCCGAGACAAAUACAGCUCGGCCAUCACGUAGCGGAAACCCGUUCAAAGACCGCAUGGGCUUGGGCGCAUAUCUUGAAGAUCCAGCCUCAUACCCAUCCUCACGCGUCAUCUAUCACAACGAGGACUUUGUCGCUAUAAACGACCGUUAUCCAAAGGCCACAAUUCACACUCUACUCCUCCCUCGCUCGCCAAAGUAUAAUCUUCUCCAUCCAUUUGAUGCCCUAGAUGACCCAGAGGUCCUUGCCAAAGUGAAGACGGAGACUCAGCGCCUCAAGGCUCUGGUCGCAAAGGAACUCCAGCGUCGUCUUGGCGCGCACAGCCAGAGUGAUGCUCAUCGACAAGCCGUGCUCGAUGGAGAUGCCGAGCCGGACCAGAGUGGGGAACUCCCGGAGGGUCGGGACUGGGCCGCAGAAGUCAAGGCCGGCGUGCAUGCGGUACCAAGCAUGAGACACCUUCACGUGCACGUUUUCUCGAGAGAUAUGUUCUCUGAAGCAUUGAGACAUCGCAAGCACUACAAUUCGUUCAAUACGCCGUUUCUGGUUGAUCUGGACGACUUUCCGCUUGCAGCUGAUGAUCCGCGCAGGAAUACGAAGGAGGAGGCGUAUUUGCGCUGGGACAUGAAGUGCUGGAGAUGUGGGCUCAACUUUGGGAACCAGUUCCAAAAGCUAAAACGACAUCUUGAAGAGGAGUAUGAGACAUGGAAGAAACUUUAGAUAGGAGAAGUGGGGUGGGAUGGGUGGGAUAAAAGGGCCUGCUUUACCCGUCUGUAAAUUAGCAUGAUAUUUGUACAACUCCUGAAGAGCACAAUCCCAGUAUAACCGUUCCAUG